AUGACUAACUGGGUUUCUAAUUCGCGUGACGUUCUCACGGCCCUUGGUGCAGUAGAAGUUGCUGAAAAGAACUUAGACACGGCGGUAGACGUCGCCAACGAGAAGGUUCUUGGCAUGUGGUGGUCGACGAACUCGGAUGUCUUCUCAUACAAGCUGUUCCUGGAACGUAACAUGGACAUUCUCUCUGGAACGAGACGCCCAACUAAGCGGGAGCUACUGCGAACGAUGAUGAGCGUCUACGACCCACUUGGGCUCAUCGCAAACUAUUUGAUGUUUUUGAAGAUGCUCUUGCAAGAAGUUUGGCGGUCUGGAGUAAGCUGGGACGAGUGUAUUGCGGAACGUGAAUGGGAGAAGUGGAAGAUCUGGUUGCAGUUUCUACCGAAGCUUGAAAAUUUGCGGAUUCCUCGCUGCUACCGCCAGAAGACGUCGGUACAUUCCUCCGUUCAACUCCAAAUAUUCGUGGACGCAAGCGAGAACGGUUACGCUGCUGUGUGUUAUUUCCGGUUUGAAGAGGAUGAUCAAAUCGAAUGCUCAUUGAUCGGAGCCAAAAGUCGUGUCGCACCGCUCAAGUUUGUAUCCAUACCCCGCUUAGAACUGCAGGCAGGGGUCAUCGGCGCCCGAUUGGCAAAAGCCGUAGAACAAGGCCACUCGUACAACAUCACCAAGCGAUUCUUCUGGACUGACGCUCGUGACGUCUUAUGCUGGCUGAAUUCCGACCAUCGACGAUAUAGCCAGUUCGUCGCUUUCCGUGUAAGUGAGCUGUUGGAGACCACGGAUGUUGCUGAAUGGCGAUGGGUGCCUACGAAAUUGAACGUUGCCGACAAAGCCACGAAGUGA
Molecule: messenger RNA, 837 nt
Organism: Ochlerotatus camptorhynchus
Lineage: Eukaryota; Metazoa; Arthropoda; Insecta; Diptera; Culicidae
Exons: 1
Coding region: 1-837 (278 amino acids)
Source: RefSeq, a predicted model, not a curated record